Molecule: messenger RNA, 1908 nt
Organism: Magnusiomyces paraingens
Lineage: Eukaryota; Fungi; Ascomycota; Dipodascomycetes; Dipodascales; Dipodascaceae
Exons: 1
Coding region: 1-1908 (635 amino acids)
Biological process (GO): DNA repair
Molecular function (GO): ATP-dependent polydeoxyribonucleotide 5'-hydroxyl-kinase activity; double-stranded DNA binding; polynucleotide 3'-phosphatase activity
Source: RefSeq, a predicted model, not a curated record
AUGAACAAUAACGUCCUUAGAAAUUUGGCUCCUCUAACUUCAGGUUCUCCUCAAUCUUACUCACAACAUCAACAAAUCCAUCCACAACUACAACAACAACAACUACAACAUCAACAACAACUACAACAACUACAACAAUCUUCUACUUCUUCUCAACCACCUACUUCCUUAUCGCAACCUCUAGUCCAACCUGCUUCUCUAAUAACUGCUGCCUCUACAAUCAUGCCAGUUCCUCUAUCAUCAUCUUCAACUAUUCCAAUCUCAUACGACCACCAGGACUCUCGCAUGCAGCCGCGCCACCAUAACCACCACUACACUACAACUAACAACCAUGACGCGUCAUCAUCAUCAUCAUCAUCAUCAUCUACAAUCCGUCCAGGAACAAUCUUGCGAUACUUCCAACCUGUCAAAUCACUAAAACGUAAAGCCUCUUCUCUUGCUGACCCUCCUCACUCUUCUUCCAUCUCUUCUAUUACAACCCCUUCACAUCACCACCCUGCUCAUCUACCCUCACAAACAUUUCUCCCAGAUAUCUCUGCUCACCAACACCAUCAUCACCCAACCGUCUUUGAAGCGAUUCAAGGGUUUGGUGAGAUGUCUAUAGCUGAUGCAGCAGCUGCAGCAGCAGCUGCUGUCACCUCAGCAUUCUCAGACUUACCAGUACCUGUCACCCCAUUAUCACACCCUAGCGACGCGUCUUUGGACCCAGUAUUGGUAGCUGCUUCGUCUACUGCUAUAAGUCAUCAUUCCGAAUUGCAACAACAACAGCAGGAACAGCAGGAACAGCAGGAACAAGAACAAGAUCAGGAACAAGACCAAGACAAAGACCAAAACAAGGAAGAACACCGACAACUACCACCACAGACUACACGAAAAAGAACAAGAUCAGAUACCUAUAGCUCAUCCACACGGUCCACGCGAUCAUCCUCUUCACGAACAACAAGAGCAUCAUCAUCUUCUUCUUCUUCCUCCUCAUCAUCAUCAUCUUUAAUUUCACAACCCUCUUUCCCUUCAUCUAAUUUAAUUUCACAACCCUCUUUCCCCUUAUCAACUCUUUCUUUUACAACCCCUCAUCUAACUUGGGCUCGUCGUAAUAACACUCUACUCAUCACAACAACUACUACCCCAUCACCUAUUCUUCAUCCAGAUUAUACUUCCGGAGCAAAGAAAAUCGCCAUUGCUGCUUUUGAUCUUGAUUCAACCAUUGUCAAAACCCAAUCUCAAACUCCCUUCCCUAAAGAUGGUGCAGAUUGGAUGUGGUUCAAUUCAUUUGUACGCAACAAUAUGCAAACUCUUGUCAAGCACCAACUCAUUAAUAAGUCUCGAAGACAUACUGCCUCCUAUGACUUGUUAUCUCAAGAAUCUGUGUCACCAGUGUUUCGUCGGUUUCUUGCAGAAACAAACCCAGAAAAUGUGCCUUACUUUGUUGCCAUCAUCACCAACCAAGGUGGCGUUAUUAUUAAAGAAGACACUAAACGAUAUGGUCAUUUUAAGGAACGUCUUGAUAGAAUUGCAGCUGCCAUGGAUAUCCCAUUUUGGUGUUACUCUGCAACUCGUGCACCAGCUGUUAAAAAACAACAACAACAACAAACUUCAUCAAAAUCUUCAAAACAAAAGAAAUCAUCUCCACAACCUCAGCCACCUCCGUCACGCAUGCCAAUAAAAGAAAAGGACAUUUACCGUAAGCCCGAAUGUGGCAUGUGGCACGAGCUCAUGGCAGAUGUGAGCCGUAUGGGACUUAAAGUGGAUCACUCGAGAUCCUUUUAUGUGGGCGAUGCUGCUGGUCGUAAAAACGACUUUAGCGAUUCUGAUCGAGAAUUUGCAAAGGCCUUACAAUUAAAGUUUUUCACUCCAGAAGAAUUCUUUAUAAAUGAUAACUUUAGUGUAAACAAGUCAACUAAAAUCUAA